GGAAGCAUGAACUUCACAGCACUCUGCGCUGCUGUAGCUGUUGUGAGAAUCCUUCCGAACAGAUCUCAGUUCUUUCUGCACGAUUCGGUUUCGCUGAGCUGUGUGGACAGUGAAAACUCUUCCGACUGGACAGUGAAGAGAAACACGACCGAGAGCAAAACAGCAGACUGGGGAAAGAGAAACGGGUCACGGCGUGUAAUAAAUGCUGUUUAUCUGUUUGACAGCGGGCGGUACUGGUGCCAGUCUAGAGCUGGAACAUGCAGUGAGGUCAUUAAUGUUACUGUGACAGACGGCCCCGUGAUCCUGCAGAGUCCUGUCCUUCCUGUAGCCGAGGGGGAAGCAGUGAUUCUGCGUUGCAUCCGUAACCAGGCCUCUUCCUCCUCCAACUUUACGGAGUUUUAUAAAAACGGCCUCCUGAUCGGAAGCAGCUCAACCGGGAGCAUCACUAUCCGAGAUGUUUCCGAGUCUGAUGAAGGCCUCUACAAAUGUAGCAUUCCAGGAGCAGGGGAAUCCCCAGAGAGCUGGCUGUCAGUCAGAGGAUGCGAGCUAGACUCCUUUCGCUUUCAUCCCAUAUACGUGUUACUUCCUGUUGUUGCCACCUGCCUCUUGUUUGUCUGUGGGUUGCUGCUAUGGCUAAGGAGGUCAAAGGUCAAAGCUGAAGUGGAUGAUGACGUUUCCUACGCUGACGUCACCUUCCCUCACGAAGAGCCGCCGAAGACAAACUCAGAGACGACUCCAGAGUUAAAGCUGUACUCAACAAUCAAACCAGGAAGCUGCUGAAAGGAUCCCACCUGAUGCGAUCACAGCCAUGUUCUUUGUUGGAUCUUAAUGUGUUUUAUGUAGUAAGUAUUGUAUAUGUGGGAUGGCUGAUGUACAAACAAGUCUCUGGUGUUAAAGUCCUUUACAUAUCCAAAAUUAUGUGAAACAUUUAUCAUUAGCGUUUCGCUUUAAAAUCAGAGCGAAGCAAGAAAUAUUUUGACUUAAAUCUCACAAAACAUUGUGAAUUAAGUUAUUCUGUCACAUUCCGAGUCCUUACCUUCUUCCCAGUCAGACGUUAAUACAUUUUUUUAUGAUUUUUAUUAUCAAAACAAUGUACUUCCUGUAAAUUCUUUUUGUCAAUGUCAAGUGGGAUUUCUACAGCUUAUAAGAACAUUUGAAUGCUGCAUUAUGUUAAAUAAAGACACGUUUGCAAAAGAAACGGCAUGUUGUCAAUAAGUCUUGACUCUUAACCUAUCAGUCACUAAGUUACCAAGAUUGUUACUAAAACCAGAAUUUGUUAUUUGGCUCAUAGAUAUACAACAAACAAU
Molecule: messenger RNA, 1307 nt
Organism: Poecilia reticulata (guppy)
Lineage: Eukaryota; Metazoa; Chordata; Actinopteri; Cyprinodontiformes; Poeciliidae
Product: Fc receptor-like protein 5
Biological process (GO): cell surface receptor signaling pathway; immune response
Cellular component (GO): external side of plasma membrane
Molecular function (GO): transmembrane signaling receptor activity
Source: RefSeq, a predicted model, not a curated record